AUGGUCCCAAACGAAGCUAACCAAUAUUAUGGAAUCAUCCAGUUGCUCCAAUAUUUUGGGUGGACAUGGAUCGGGCUCAUGGCCCUUGAUAAUAACAAUGGAGAGAAAUUCUUGCAGACUAUGGAAUUAUUGCUUUCCCAGAAUGGAAUAUGUACAGCUUACACAGAACGAAUCCCUCAUGAAAUUAGUUUGGAUAACCUAGAACCCAUUAUUGAGAAGGCAUCAUAUAUCCACGUUCCGUUAACUGAUCAUCAAGCCAACACUUUCAUUGUUUAUGGAGAAUCGGUGACAAUAGCACGGCUCAGAGCCAUUGUAUUCGUGCAAGACCCCGCAAAUAAAGAAAAGGACUCAUUCAGAAAGGUUUGGAUCAUGACCAGCGGGAUUAAUUUCAUACUCCCAGGAAUUCAGAGAGGUUGGGAUCUUGAUUUAUUCCAAGGAGCCAUUUCUUUUAUGGUUCACUCAAGAGAACUUCCAGGAUUCAAAACUUUCCUCCAGAUGGUAGAACCUUCGUGGACCCAAGGAGAUGGUUUCUUUAAGGACUUUUGGGAGCAAGCCUUUGACUGUUUGCUCCCAAACCCUGAUAUGUCAGUUAAGGAUGAUGAAAUGUGUAGUGGGAAAGAAUCUUUGGAAGAUCUACCUGGACACCUGUUUGAAAUGCAGACCAUCGGACAUAGCUACAGUAUCUAUAAUGGUGUUUAUGCAACAGUUCUUGCUUUGCAUGCCAUGUUCUCAUCUCAAUCCUUCCAGAGACCUAUCAAGAGGGCCAGGUCUGUUGAACUUGAAGAACUUCAGCCUUGGCUGCUCCACCCAUAUCUUCAAAGGGUUUCCUUCAACAAUUCAGCGAAUGACAUGGUGUCCUUUAAUGAGCGAAAGGAAAUAAGAGGGGGAUUUGACAUGGUGAACAUGGUCACUUUUCCAAACAGGUCCUUUGAAAGAGUGAAAGUUGGAUGGAUAGAGCCAGAUGCACCCUGUGGAGAAGAAUUUAGAAUUAGCGAGGACAUGAUUUUGUGGCACAGAGUCUUCAAUCAGGUCUGUCCUCUUUCAGUAUGCAAUGAACAGUGCCAUCCUGGAAAGCAAAUGAAAAAGAAGGAAGGAGAGAAAUUUUGCUGCUAUGAUUGCAUUCCUUGCCCCAAAGGGGAGAUUUCAAACAAGUCAGAUAUGGAAAAAUGCUUCAAAUGUCCAGAAGACCAAUACCCAACCAAAGGAAAAGAUGACUGCAUCCAGAAAAUUGUAACAUACUUUUCUUACAGGGAACCUCUAGGGUUUACUUUGGCCUCCAUUUCUAUUUCAUUGUCAUUGAUCACUGCUCUCAUAUUAGGGAUAUUCCUUAAGCACAGAGAUACCCCUCUGGUCAAAGCCAACAACCGGGACCUCACCUACAUUCUCCUUAUCUCCCUCCACUUCUGCUUCCUGUGUCCUCUCCUGUUCAUUGGUCAACCCGGUGAGGUCACUUGCCUUCUCCGACAACCGACCUUUGGCAUCAUCUUCUCCGUGGCUGUUUCUUGCAUCUUGGCCAAAACCCUCACUGUGGUUGUAGCCUUCAUGGCUACCAGGCCAGGCUCCAACAUGAAGAAGUGGGUGGGGAAAAGGAUGGCAACCUCCAUCGUCCUUUUCUUCUCUCUCAUCCAAGUUGGUCUUUGCGCCAUCUGGCUAGGAUCCUUCCCUCCAUUCCCACAGUUGAACAUGCAUUCUGUGACCAAGGCCAUCUUCAAUGAAUGUAACGAAGGCUCUACGGUCAUGUUCUCCUGUGUCCUAGGCUACAUGGGCUUCCUGGCUCUUGCCAGCUUCUUUGUGGCCUUCUGUGCUCGCAGAUUACCCGACAGCUUCAAUGAAGCCAAAUUCAUUACCUUUAGCAUGCUGGUAUUUUGCAGUGUUUGGGUCCUAUUUGUUCCAACUUACCUGAGCUCCACAGGAAAAGCCUUGUUGGCUGUGGAGAUCUUCUCCAUUUUAGCUUCUAGUGCUGGAUUACUGGGAUGUAUCUUUUUCCCUAAAUGCUACAUCAUCCUGUUGAAACCUGAGCUGAAUACCAAGGAUCAGCUAGUAAGAAGAAAGACCUGA
Molecule: messenger RNA, 2058 nt
Organism: Ahaetulla prasina
Lineage: Eukaryota; Metazoa; Chordata; Lepidosauria; Squamata; Colubridae
Product: vomeronasal type-2 receptor 26-like
Exons: 4
Coding region: 1-2058 (685 amino acids)
Biological process (GO): G protein-coupled receptor signaling pathway
Cellular component (GO): membrane
Molecular function (GO): G protein-coupled receptor activity
Source: RefSeq, a predicted model, not a curated record